UUUCCUUUAGCCACUGUACAAUAAUGUAUACUGAGACGGGAACGUUACGAACAUUUUAAGUUGAUAUUUGGAGGACAAUUUGAUUGCUUAUUUUUAAGUUAGUACUGGUAGCAUAGCCAGACUGAAUUGUGAAUCGACUCUCUUUGCCAAACGACUCAGCAGCAGGAACAAGCAAGAUGGCGAACAUGGACGUGUUAGCCAAAACAAUGGCGAAGGAUUAUGUGGAUGAUGUGGAGAGCUCCGACAGUGUGGAAGAAAAUGAAUAUGGGCCUGGUGAAGGUGGAGCUAGAAAAGCAGAUAACAUGGACAUUGCCAGGGUGGAAAGACACAAGAAAAGAAAACACAAACAUCGGAGCAAGCACAGAAAACAUAAAUAUCCCUCACCAGAUGAGAAGGACCACAAGCACAAGUACAAACACAAACAUAAGCGGAAACACAGAGACACAUUACAGGAUAAUAGAGACUGUUCUGCUGGCUGUGAAGGUGCAGUCAUCUCUCCAAAGCGAUCCAGACUUGAUGACCUUGCUGCUCUGGAGGAUCUGGAGAAACAAAGGGCCAUGAUUCAAGCAGAGCUUGAUAAUGAGCUGAUGGAAGGGGCUGUGCAAUCAGGUAUGGGAUUGAUAUUACAGGGUUAUAACUCAGAUUCAGAAGAGGAUGGCGAGAUCCAGCAAACUGUGCAAAAUGGUGAGCAACAGAGACAAGAUUUUGAUGCUCGGGGACAUGCUGGAAGAUCUCGACAGGAUUACAUAGAUGAUGAAAAAAUGUAUCCCUGGCUGGAAGACAGAAGUAUGUCUGACGAGAUGGCAUUCCGGGCCCAUAAAUCAGAAAAAAGAGUUAGUAAGACUGGGUUAGAAGUUAACGUCAGUGAGAAACCUAGUGGUCCCAUCCAAGCAAGGGAGCGGAGACGAUCCCGGAGCAUUGAGAGAUCCAAAGAUGGUGGUCAGGGGUCUAAAUCUCCUGUGAAGUCCAAGGACUUGCCAUCAAGCAACAAAAAAUCAACUACACGGCCUGAAGAGCAAAUUGAAGACCACAGAUCCUCAGAAAGAAUGAGCAGGUCUAGAUCUAAAGAAAGAAACACAAACUUGCCAGAAGCUGACAGGGAGAGAGACAAGAAAACAGUGAAAGUACCCUCAAAAGAAGCCUCAUCUGGAAAAGAGAAUCGAUCUCCUAGCAGAAAACAACCUCCAGAACAGCACAGUCUGACUGUGCGGCCCAGGGGCGACCGCUCACCUGAACACAUCUCUGUUGCCCAGAGCACAGACCGGGAAUCCAGACAGGACAGAUCUUCAUGUCACAACAGAUCCCCUCCCAGGAGAGGCCGAUCUCGGUCUGUUGAGAGGAGACGGAGAGAAGAAGAUCGACAGAGACUCUCCAACGACAGGGUGCGAUCUCGUGAUGUGGCAGGGGGCCGUAGCGAGGAAAGUCCCUCUCUGAACUCCAGACGAAGGUUAAAUCACUCACCCGUCAGACGAAGGUCCCGUUCUCCCAGGAGACGAACCGGCAGGUCUCCUCUCAGACACAGAUCUAGGGAGCGUGACAGGACAGAGCGCAGACAGCAGCUACGUUGGGGAUCACAGGAAAGGCGGAAGAGAAGGAGCAGGGAAAGAGAGGACAUGUUUAAGGGCAGUCUGUCUGAAGGAAUGAAGCCUGAGCAGGAGGACUCGGAUGAUGAAGUGCUGGAGGAUUAUGACGUUGAUGAAGAGGAUGAGGAGGCUUUGAUAGAACAGAGAAGACUUCAGCGCUUGGCCAUCGUGCAGAAGUAUAAGCCAGUAAAUGAAGACAGUAACAUGUCAGGACUCUCAGAGCAUGGCAGUCCUCAGAGUAGCACUCACAGCCGAUCGCCAUCUCCCGAUGACAUCCUCGAGCGUGUGGCUGCUGAUGUCAAAGCCUACGAGCAAGAGAACCUGGACACGUUUGAGGAUAAUGUGAAAGCCAAGCAUAGUCUUAUCUCUCAAGAAAAAGAUGGUGCUAAUCUGAAAAAGCCAGCAGCGCCAGAUAUGUUCACAGAGUCAGAUGACAUGUUCGCUGCUUACUUUGACAGUGCCAGGUUACGGGCCGCAGGCAUUGGCAAGGACUUCAAGGAGAACCCAAGUCUCAGAGAUAACUGGACAGAUGCAGAAGGCUAUUACCGUGUGAACAUUGGCGAGGUGUUGGACAAACGGUACGGGGUGUACGGCUACACUGGACAUGGUGUCUUCAGUAAUGUGAUCCGAGCCAGAGACUUGGCCCGAGCCAAUCAAGAAGUGGCGGUGAAAAUAAUACGCAACAAUGAGAUGAUGCAAAAAACAGGACUCAAAGAGCUGGAGUUUCUGAAGAAACUGAAUGACGCCGAUGCAGAUGAUAAGUUCCACUGUUUGCGGCUCUUUAGACACUUUUAUCACAAGCAGCAUCUGUGUCUGGUGUUCGAACCACUCAGCAUGAACCUGCGGGAGGUAUUGAGGAAAUAUGGCAAGGAUGUUGGGCUACACAUCAAGGCUGUGCGUUCGUACAGCCAGCAGCUUUUCCUGGCCCUCAAACUCCUCAAGCGCUGCAACAUCCUGCAUGCUGACAUCAAACCCGACAACAUUUUAGUGAACGAAUCCAAGACCAUCCUCAAGUUGUGCGACUUUGGCUCUGCGUCACAUGUGGCUGACAACGACAUAACACCAUAUCUGGUCAGCCGCUUCUACAGGGCACCCGAGAUCAUCAUUGGAAAGUCGUAUGAUUACGGAAUCGAUAUGUGGUCUGUGGGCUGCACUCUCUAUGAACUAUACACGGGAAAAAUCCUUUUCCCUGGGAAAACAAAUAACCACAUGCUAAAACUUGCCAUGGACCUGAAAGGAAAACUGCCUAAUAAAAUGAUCAGGAAGGGUCUGUUCAAGGACCAGCACUUUGACCAAAACUUGAACUUUUUGUAUACCGAGGUUGAUAAGGUCACUGAGAGGGAAAAGAUCACGGUCAUGAGUACCAUUAACCCAACUAAGGACCUGUCGAUGGACAUGGUGGGUCGCCAGGCGCUACCAGAGGACCAGCGAAAGAAGGUUGUUCUGCUCAAAGAUCUGUUGGACCAGAUUCUGAUGCUGGAUCCUGCCAAGCGGAUCACCAUCAAUCAGGCAUUACAGCAUCCUUUCAUCCAGGAGAGGAUAUGAACAGCAGCGUACCUCAGAGAUUAAUGAUGGUUUUGUAUCUACAGAUAUGACUCAGACAACAAAAGACGUUUGCAUAUUUUAUUGCCUUGCUAUUUUAUUUUAGUCUCUGAUUUGUAGUAUUGUUCAGAGCAGGACACAAUCAAGAUUUACUUUAUUUUAUUAUUGUUAGAUGACCUACAAGACAACCUGUAAGCUGUAAAUCUUUCAGAAAAAAGAAAAUCUUUCAAGAUAAUCUAUAUUGUUCAGAUUGCAUGCUUUAUACACAGCUUCUUGCUAAUAAUAAUUUCAAAUAUAUUUGAUAUUAAGCUCAAUGUUCAGAAUGUAAAAAUAUCCUUUUGUGUGCUAAGUUCACAGACCUUAUAUUUUAUGUAAAAUUCUACAAUUUGAUGUAAACCAAAUAUUACUCAACCACCAAGGACUGUUUAGAGUGUGACGUAAGUAAGACCAGCAUAAAUGCUGUCUAUAUCCACCCUCCCUUAGGUGUGAGAGUGAGAACUCAACCUGGCGUGCAGGCCCACGGCAUGCCCCUUGCCCUAGGUGUGUUUCUGCUGAAUCUCCUGCUUGACCUGGUCUGCAGGGAAAGCCUCCUCUGUAAAGGCAGGUUGUACACCUCUAUCGGUACACUGAAGGUAAGCUAAUCCUUCCAAAGCAAACGGCAUCAACAUUUUGCGUUCUUUUCUAUCCAAAAAAUAAAGUGUCAUCAUAAAGCCCUUUAGGCUUCUCCUGCAUGUUUACAGAAUGAAAUUUGGAGAAAUGGACAUGCAUUGAAACCCUUUGUCACCCUUUUGCUCUGUACCAAAACCUAGUGAGGCAUCAUAGAUAUAUUAUAUUACAUUACAUUAUUUUAUAUCACUGUUCAAAUGUUUGGGGUCUUUAAUUUUAUUUAUUUGUUAAAAAAGUAGUAUGAUGAAUUAUUAUUACAACUUAAAAUAACUAUUUUCUAUUUUAAUAUUUUUUUAAAUGUAAUUUAUUCCUGUGAUGGCACAGCUGAAUUUUCAGCAGCCAUUACUCCAGUCUUUGCUGUCAUGUGAUUCUUCAGAAAUCAUUCUAAUAUGCUGAUUCAGUCCUUAAGAAACAUUUAUUAUUUUCAGUGUUAAAAAACAAUUUUUUAUGGAAAGAAUGAUACCUUUUUUUAGGAUUCGUUGAUGAAUGGAGAGUUCCAAAGAACAGCAUUUAUUUGAAAUAUUAUAUAUCUUUUGACAUAUUAUAAAUGUCCUUGUCUUUAAUGCAACCUUUCUGAAUUAAUGUACUUACUGGCCCUAUACGUUUGCGCAAUACUGAAAAUUAUUAUUACAAAGUGUCAAAUUAAAAACUAUUUGACUCAAAUUUUGUAUGACUUUUUAUAUUUAUUAUGUUUCAUUAUUUUAUUAUGUUUAAUAGAGUAUUGGAGUCAUGAACCUACAUAGAGCAUUCCAAAACGUUCACUUUUGAGGGUGCUGCCUUAGUAUGCAAUAGGCAGUGAGGCAGCUUCACUAGAUUUUGGAACAGAGCUUCUGUUGUGGUGUUUCUCACAGAGACAAAACAGUCGGUAUGAAUGAAAAGACUGACUGUCACUUUCUCAAAAAUGGAAGGAACCGGUUACGGUUGACAUUGAGGGUAAGGGUGAAUCCAAGUAUUUUUAAUGGACCAAGCACCUUCAGUGUACUGCCUCUGAUAGACAUGCCUCACCUUUUUCAGAGUUGUCACACUUGUGUCAUAGUUUUUGCAUAAUCUAUUGAGUGUUUUUCAAUAUGCAUGAGAAUAUGUUAUAUGUAUGGCUUCCAAUGCACUACUGUACAAACCCUCUGGUGUGUUUUUCACUAUGCGUAGACUAUUUAGCUGUAUUUUUUGUGACUGUUCUUGUGUUUGUGACAAUGUUGUCUUUUGAUACAGGGGUUUUCCUGCUCUGAUCUAUGAAUCUGCUUGUUACAAGCGGUAAUUGCUUCUUUAUUCAUAUCUCAAUUCCUUACGUUCCAAAUCUAUACAACGGUCAUAAAGUAUGCUGGAAGAAUUAUCUGCCUGUUAUUUUUGCAAAGCCUGUCCUGCACGAUAAUGGAAUAAUCUGAAUUGACUGUAAAUUCACAUUAUUUGUUAUCAUUAAACAAUAUAAAAAUAAAGCUGUUUUGUGGUGGAAAAAAAAAAUGAAUUUAGACUUCCCACAAGUUGUCCGUCUUUCAAGAAUUUCAUGCAAGUUAAUAAUAACAGUGUAAGAAAAUAAUUCAGCGUCUUAGGAAGCUUAUGGUGGGUUUUGUUUCAUCAACACUAACUGCUGUUUGUGCUGUUUCUCCCACUGUUUCUUUGUGUUCGAGUAUAUUCUCUGGCCAAUGGAGACAUGUCUGUCCAUCAUCCUCCUGCCUGCCUCUGCUUUCAAAAGGACGAGACCUCUUCAAGGCCCUUUAUCCAGGUCACUCCUAAAGGCAUGUUUAGAUCCAACACAAAGCAAAGCUCUGAUUAGAAAUGAACAGCCAAUUCAGAGGCUAAUUCUCAUAGGAUUAAUGUUUCCAUCUCAUGUGUAGCAUUAAUCAAUGUCUAAUUUCUAUUCCAGCUUUUCAGGGCUGUAGAUAUUAGAUGAUAAUGAAUUUGGCAGCAGACAAUGGGUUUUCAGACGCCAAAUUUAAUGAUAGGGGUCCUUUUCUUAAAUAUAAGGGCAGCUGUAUAUUUUCCUGUAUUAAAACCCUUUUAUUUUAUAAAUGAACUUUUAUACAUGAUUUUUAUUAUUAUUAUUAUCUACCAGUGUUAAUAUUGGUCUGAUCACAGAAUAACCUAUCUAUAUUCAGCUUUGUGAGGACCUUGCAUUGACUUUAUCCAUUGGUGUGAACCUCAGAGAUUCAUUCUUGGACCGUUUUAUAUUCAAGACCUAAAAAAAUGGACUGAUUUAGUCACCUUGUGUGUCGGCUGAUGAGUGUGUAUUUACCCAGGAUAUUUCAAGAAUGUGUACUUUCUGUAAUGUACCAAGAUACUGGUAUAUUUAUUCUUUGUAUUAUAGGUGCUGUCUGUUAAAGAAGACUCUUAAAGGAAAUCUCAUCUGAAAAAAGGUUUCUGUUUUAGAGCGAGUACUUACGAGAAUUAAGCUGUUGAUUUUAAGCUGACAAUACAGUAUGUGGUUGAAUAAGUAGUUCCUCAUUUAGCCUAUGAUAAAAUGUGACAGUUACUGAUUUCUGGGGUUUUUUGUUGUUGUUUUUUUUUUUAUAUAUAUAAUUUAGUCAAAUCCAAAUGUAUUUAUACAGUAUAACCCAAUUUUUGCCUAAACCCAAUAAAUACCACCUAAAUUUGCAAUUUAUAAGCAAUUCAUACUUAUACUUCAAACACUCUAUAUAGUGACAAUGCAGGUUCAUAAAAUAAAAUAAAUUUACUCAACAUACAUAAAAAUUGUUACAAUCUGGUAUUACACAUUCCAGAUUUAUCAACCAAAAGGUAAUGCUUUUCUUUUUUAAGAAAUACAUGUUUGCAUGUCGCCCACAAAAGUAACCGUUCUUGAACCACAACUAACCAUUUUCAAUUCUAUUUUCAGGGUAAGUGUUAAAAUUUUCCCUACUGUCAUGGCCACGUGUGAUUCCAAGUGUGAGAGAGAUCCUGAUGGCCAGCUGCUGUCCUACUCUAUUAUUGAAGUGCCUUUCAAGAGCUCAUCUUCUUAUCCACUCAAGGGGGAAAUUACCGACAUCUGUACACAGCAUAACAAUAUGUUCAUUUUGUAUCAGAUUAUACAGCCAAUACUGCACAAGAAUAUUAAUAAAUGGUGAAUUUUACAAUUACUUA
Messenger RNA from Onychostoma macrolepis, 6863 nucleotides. It is a transcript of the gene prpf4ba, whose product is annotated as pre-mRNA processing factor 4Ba. Bases 177 to 3128 code for a protein of 983 amino acids. Gene Ontology annotation, molecular function: ATP binding; protein serine/threonine kinase activity. Gene Ontology annotation, biological process: peptidyl-serine phosphorylation; mRNA cis splicing, via spliceosome; peptidyl-threonine phosphorylation. The record is from RefSeq and is a predicted model, not a curated record. NCBI's taxonomy places the organism in Eukaryota, Metazoa, Chordata, Actinopteri, Cypriniformes, Cyprinidae. The transcript is spliced from 15 exons.